Argentina anserina (silverweed cinquefoil) is the source of this 1530-nucleotide messenger RNA. Its product is annotated as beta-glucosidase 24-like. Gene Ontology annotation, biological process: carbohydrate metabolic process. NCBI's taxonomy places the organism in Eukaryota, Viridiplantae, Streptophyta, Magnoliopsida, Rosales, Rosaceae. Gene Ontology annotation, molecular function: beta-glucosidase activity. The record is from RefSeq and is a predicted model, not a curated record. Bases 7 to 1530 code for a protein of 507 amino acids. The transcript has 12 exons.
GCUGAGAUGCAAUUCCAGGAAUUGCACAACAAUGCAUCAAACCCUAAGGAACUAAGAGUGAAGUGGUCCGACUUCCCUAGUGAUUUUGUAUUUGGAGUCAGCACUGCUGCUGCACAGAUUGAAGGAUCAGCAAAUAAAGCAGGACGAGGACCAAGUGUUUGGGACGAGUUUGUUAAGAUAUUUCCAGAAAGAAUUGUUGACCGUUCUACCAUGUCAACAACAAUCGAUUCGUACAAGCGAUACAAGGAAGAUGUGAAGGCAAUAAAAGCCCUUGGAGUUGAUUCUUAUAGAUUUUCCAUCUCUUGGACUAGACUUCUCCCGAAGGGAACUUUGAGUGGAGGAAUAAACCAAAAAGGUAUUGAUCACUACAACAACUUGAUUGAUGAACUAAUCAAGAAUGGCAUCACACCAUAUGUAACCAUAUUACAUUUUGAUGCUCCACAAGCCUUGACAGUGAAGUACGGAGGCAUUCUCAAUCGGUCAUUUGUGAAUGAUUUUAAGGAUUACAGUGAACUUUGCUUUAAGAUCUAUGGAGAUAGAGUCAAAAAUUGGAUUACAAUCAACGAGCCUUUUGUUAUAGCCAAAAUGGGUUAUGAUCUUGGGGUUGCUCCACCAGGCAGGUGUUCUAAACCAGGCGGCCCUAUCGAUUAUUGCGCAGCUGGAAAUUCAUCUACUGAACCUUACGUUGUGGCUCAUAACCUUCUCCUUGCCCAUGCCAUUGUUUUUAAGCUCUAUAGAGAGAAGUUUCAAAAAAUACAAGGUGGACAAAUUGGAUGGAGCCUUCGAGGUUCGUAUGUUGAGCCUUAUUCAAAUUCAGCAAAGGACAAAGCUGCAGCUAAAAGAAUAUUGGACUUUGAAAUUGGAUGGUUCAUGGAACCAAUAGUAUAUGGACAUUAUCCAAAGAGUAUGAGGCGCUUGGUCAAGAAAAGGCUCCCCUGUUUUACCAAAGAAGAGAAUAAACUGAUUAAGGGAUCCUUCGAUUUCAUCGGCGUCAACUAUUACACCUCCAGAUUUGGUAGAAACAUUCAAGCACAUUCACAUAUGCCACGCCUCGCCCGCAAUGAUUCUUUAGCGUCAUCAGAGCUUAAUAAUGACAAAGGACUCCAAAUUGGUCCUAAGGCUGGUGCCAGCAUAUACAUCUAUUCUUAUCCACAAGGUCUCAAGAAACUUUUGAAGUUCCUGAAGCGAAAAUACCAGAGUCCUAAGAUCUACAUUUCCGAAAAUGGAAUAACAGAAGCAAAGAACAAUAAGCAUGGCCUCGAUGCAGCACUGAAGGACCCACAUAGAAUUGAAUGUAUUCUUCGGCAUUUGUACAUGAUCAAGCAUGCCAUAAAGAAGGGUGUGAAUGUCAAAGGAUAUUUCCACUGGGCUCUAUUCGAUGACUUUGAGUGGGGAGAAGGCUAUAACGUAAGGUUCGGGCUUUACUAUAUCGACUAUAAAAACAAUCUCAAGCGCAUUCCGAAAGAAUCUGCAAAGUGGCUUCCUAAAUUCCUCAAGGGCGAGGAUGCUUCAUACGACAAGUUAUCUUGA